This is a messenger RNA of Exaiptasia diaphana, 1277 nucleotides long. Its product is annotated as ras-related and estrogen-regulated growth inhibitor. The record is from RefSeq and is a predicted model, not a curated record. The transcript is spliced from 5 exons. The coding region runs from base 434 to 1099 and encodes 221 amino acids. Gene Ontology annotation, molecular function: GTP binding; GTPase activity. Lineage: Eukaryota; Metazoa; Cnidaria; Anthozoa; Actiniaria; Aiptasiidae.
AAAAAAAAUAUACCCGAUGGUAAUUGUAUGGCAAUGGUAGAGGUCGAACAUAUAAUUGACGACUUUUCGCGGUUAAUUACUUCUCAUUCCGUCAAAUGUUUGUAUUUKCGCAACUAAUAUUAUUGAUUAUUUGUUGUCGGUACGUUUCAUUCCGACAAUCCGCCGUCAAGUCCAUUCAAUUUUUACCCUGACGGAACACUUUGACAUCAUUGACCACUUAUCACCCUUUAUCAAAGAAGGGAAAGUCAACUUAUAAAAUCAACGAGCUACGAAUGUACACUUCAGAACACUUGAUCGGAAAAACAUUCCAAAGGAAAACAGCAAGACAUCAAUUCGAUUUUUUACUCCACGCACCAUUUCACAUUCCCAGUGGAACCCACUUCGGUGUUUGGAAGCCAAUCCAGUGCUGUUGAUCAAUGAUUCGAUUUGAAAAAUGUGCCAACCAAGUUCACCGGCAGCAAGCGAAGGUCGAUUUCUUGUAAUUGGAAGCAAAGGAGUUGGGAAAUCAGCUGUGACUGUAAGAUACCURACAAAAAGGUUUAUAGGAGAAUAUCAGUCGGUGAUGGAACUAACUUACAUACAGAAGCUGAAACUAGACGAGGAYGUGAAUGGAUUGACGUUUGAAAUCAGGGAUACUUUAGAAAGGGGUGAUAUAUCAUUGUAUGAGAGUAGUAUACGAUGGGCCGAUGCGUUCCUCGUCGUCUACUCGAUAACAGAUAAAAACAGUUUUAACAAUGCUAUACAGCUUGUUGAAGCGGUGUAUGAUGGGAAGGGUACUGAUGAAGUACAUGUCGCACUGAUAGGCAAUAAAACAGACCUGGAUCACUUCAGAAAGGUGACAAAAGAAGAAGGGAAAUCCGCUGCUGAGCAGCUAGGGUGCAUGUUCUACGAAGUAUCAGCCGCUGAGAAUUACGAAAAUGUGCAAGUAGCCUUGAACUCUCUAUUUCGCAAAGUAACAAUACACAAGAAACUGAUGUUCCGUGCAAAAGAGAAACGAAAAAAUAGUACAAGUUCAGAAAAGAAGAAAUAUGGAUUUGGAAAUGGUCUUUUUAAACGAAAAGCUAGUACUGAACGAAAGAACACCUUACCGAAGAUUUGACACACAUUUAUACAAGUCGAAAAAAAUCAACCUGUACGGUCCCCUUCUACUAACUAUGGACAGAUCAAUGAUUCUGAACAUUCAUCAAUUUUAKUACAUAUAUACUUGAAGAAAUCAUCAUCCUCUGAAACACUGGGGUGACCUUCUGUUGUUUGUGCCACGUCGRCGGAUUACCCCU